This is a messenger RNA of Populus nigra (black poplar), 2484 nucleotides long. RefSeq lists its product as uncharacterized. The record is from RefSeq and is a predicted model, not a curated record. Bases 348 to 2267 code for a protein of 639 amino acids. The transcript is spliced from 2 exons. Lineage: Eukaryota; Viridiplantae; Streptophyta; Magnoliopsida; Malpighiales; Salicaceae.
UGUUUUUUCAAAAUAGUACAUAUGACAAGAACAGAUUUGCAAACAAUGGGAAAAAUUAGGGGAAUAGCAUACUUUUAUCGGGGCAGAAUACAUGCUAAGAGUAACGAAAAAAACAGAAAACAAAACACAUGCACACGUUAUAUAAAGGAAACAGCAGUCCCCCCUAAUCAAGAACAGAAACUUGGAAACUCGAGCCUGUUAUGUUUUCGGUUCCUUCUGACAACUGAUCAUCUUCACCCUCUCUUCCAAUCUUAGAACUAAAUCUCUCUCUCUCACUCUCUCUCUCUCUCCCCCUCCUUCUUGGUGUUUCAAAUGGAAUCAAGUACACAAUUUUCUAAGACCAAGAUAUGAACUCCACACGUGGGACCCAUAACACUGCCACUCCCCGCCGCCGGCGGAGGAACACCACCGGCUCCGUUCGACGGAAGCUCAAAAUCCCGCCAACCCCUUUUUUGCAUUGGAAGUUUCUUCAAGAUGAUAACAAGAGCAGACACCCCGCUGCCUCCGGCAGUGUUGCCAGCGGAGUGAAGGCGGCCGGACAGGGAGGUGUUGGUGUUGGUGUUGGUGUUGGUGUUGGUGGUAGGGCUGCAGUGUCGGCUAGGAAGCUGGCGGCUGGGCUGUGGAACCUAUGCUUGGCGGGUGGUGGUGGAGGUGACAAAACUUUGAACUUGAAAUAUGGGAAAACUGAUGAAUUGGGGUUAGAGAUUGAAUCCCCGUUACUGUAUUCUAAGCAUAUCAUGGAGGGUGCAAUGAAGUGGGAACCGAGAUGCUCAAGAAAAUUCAGUGACAUCUGCAGCUUUUAUAGCCACACAAAACUUCUUGAAAAUCAGGUUGCUAUGGUGUCUGCUUCUGCCAUGCAAGAAGAACUAGUGCAAGCUCGAUUGCGCAUUCAUGAGCUUGAAGCUGAGUGCCAGUCUUAUAAGAAGAAAGUCAAACACUUACAGAAGAAGCUGGGAGAAGAAAGAACCUCAUGGCAGAGCAGCGAACGUCAGAAAAUUCAUGCAGUUAUAGAUGAUUGUGAAAAUCAAAUAAGCAGGGAAAGAAAAAAACGUCAAAAGCUGGAACUUCUCAAUUAUAAAUUGGUCAAUGAUUUAUCAAAUGUCAAAUCCUCUGCAAAGCAGUUCAGGGAAGAUUAUGAAGAGGAACAAAAGGCCAGAGAAAUAAUGGAGGAAGUUUGCAAUGAACUUGCCUAUAAAGUUGCGGAAGAUAAAGCUGAAGUUGAAACAUUCAAGACUGAGUCCAUCAGGAUUCAGGAAGAAAUGGAAGAAGAGAGGAAGAUGUUGCAGAUGGCUGAGGUAUGGCGUGAAGAACGUGUCCAAAUGAAGUUGAUUGAUGCAAAACUGGCCCUUGAAGACAAGGAUUGCCAAAUGAAUAAAUUAAUAACAGACCUUGAAACUUUUCUAAGGUCAAGAAGUGGCACCUUGGAUGUGAAUGAGUUAAAGAAAGCCGAGUUGAUCAGACAAGCAGCAAAAUUGGUAAAUGUUAAAGACAUCAAGGAAUUUUCUUAUGCCCCACCAAAAUUAAGUGAUAUAUACUCUAUUUAUGAAGAACUCAAGCAAAUUGAAGACAAUGAAAGGGAGAUUGAAGAAUGCAAGAAGAGCAGCCCUGCAAGCAAUGCUUCCAAACUCCAUCUUGCCAGUUCUGAUUUGAAUGCCUAUAACUACCAUUCUUUGCAGCAAGGGUCGACUAUUAUUAAUGAUGAUAACCGUCAUUUAGAAGAAGAUGCAAGAGGCUAUGAUGCAGUGAGUCAUGCUGAGGGUCAAGGUUCGAGUUAUUCCCAAGAAGGGAAUCAACUCUCUGUUAGCAGGCUUAGCCAAAGCAAAAAUGCUUGGCAGAUUGCAAGAGAAUGUGAUGAGAAUGAAGCUCAGAAUUCUCCAAACACACAAAGUGGUGGUGUCUACUCGGUAUCAGGAGAAUCAAUGCACAAGGCAUCUUCCAUAUCUAAGCUUUCAAGAUCUGCCCAAUGUAACAACAAAUGCUAUGAGAUAACAGCAGAUGACAGUGAUGGAGUGGCCUUGAAUGGAAAAUUUUCUAACAAGGAGACUUCUCCCAGAAGAAAGUCGUGGGAAGGUAUGCUUCGGCACCAAGAUUCCAUGGAGCAGUGGAGCUCGCCAGAGUCAGUGAAUCCACACGUUACUCAAGGAAUAAAAAAGCGAUUUAAAUGGUCCCGAGGCAUCCAAAAGAAUAGUUUGAAGGCCAAGCUUUUGGAAGCCAGGAUGGAAAGCCAGAAAGCUCAGUUGCGCAGUGUUCUUAAACAAAAGACUUAGGUGAAGUAACUUCCCAAAAUUCUGCCGUUUGAGCAGUUCUAACCAGAAGAACAAUGUGGCCGUGUGCCCAAAAGCCUCGUUAAUGCUGGAGUUUAGGGGAGAAAAUUGUAAACCUCAAGUAAACAGACAUCUAUCGAUCGACCUUCUUGCAUGCUUGUUUCAUCGAUCAUUAUCAGCCCUGGUAAUGUAUUCUCUGCAUCUCUUGCCAAAUUACAAA